This is a messenger RNA of Blepharisma stoltei, 240 nucleotides long. The record is from the annotation of a GenBank genome assembly. NCBI's taxonomy places the organism in Eukaryota, Ciliophora, Heterotrichea, Heterotrichida, Blepharismidae.
AUGGGCUGCGGAAUGACUAAGAACGCCAAGAAACUCUCGAAAAGUUGCAUCGAUUUGGAAAAAUAUUGUGAAACCUCAAAUGAUUCAAUUAGAAAUUUAAGAGCUUCUCAAAAAGAGUUAAAACUAAGCGAGAAGAGGAAGCAAUAUCAAAUUCGGAUUUUUACCCCAGAAAAAAUGGGUUUAGCUGAUAAUUCAGUCUCUUUACAUCGUUCCUCAUCAAAUCAAGCUAAAAGUGUAUAG